CACUUUCUCUCUCCUUCGUCACAACUCCAUCUCGAGACUCCUCGACUACUCUAACUCGUCGUGCUCACGCACUCGCGCACUCGCACACUCGCACACUCGCACACUCGCACACCCAUGUCCACCGGACUCGCACACACACCAACACCCCCCACUGCCACCAUGUCCCGCCCCGCCUCCCGCGCCAUGAGCGUGUCCGCCGCCCACGCACUCCACUUCCAGAUCCCCAAGAUGCCCACACCCACCCCGCCCUCGCUUCUCAAGCGCCAGCUCUCCAUCUCGCCGCGCAUGACCCCGCGCCCCACGUCCCCCGCGACACCGGGCUCGCGCCGCACCGAGGUGCCGCCGCGCAGUCCUACGCGCCCACGCCCGUCGCCCACCCCCGCGGCAGUCGAAGUCAACGAGUUUGAGGCGACGUUUCGCGCCGCACGGCCCGUGUCUGCCGCCGCGACCUAGCGAGCGACAGUGAACGAACGAGCGGGCGAAUACACGACUCUUUUUUUGGGAUUUCUUUGGGCUUUGGGACACGCACAUCAACACACUGUACUAUAUCAAUCAUGGCAUUACGAGGGCAACGAGGGCAACGAGGGCCGGCGGGCGCGAGCAUACGACGGCACGAAGAUUACGCAACUGUUGGGCACAGGUCACAUAUAGUCACUAUACAUGUUAGACGGUAUCAUGUGCA
Molecule: messenger RNA, 682 nt
Organism: Cutaneotrichosporon oleaginosum
Lineage: Eukaryota; Fungi; Basidiomycota; Tremellomycetes; Trichosporonales; Trichosporonaceae
Source: RefSeq, a predicted model, not a curated record